ACUUGAGCGCACCCGUGAAUGUAGUAAUGUGCGGGACAUUGGCUGAAGGAGUUGCAAGUGCGAAUUCCCUGUAUAACUUUUAUAGUUGAUGCCGUGAAGAAAAUGUUCCACGCGCUCCAGUAGAUUUCAUCUGCGUGUUUUGUGGACGAUUUUUAAAGUGGUUUAGUGGAUCUUCUUAUCCGGGUAUACUUCUACUAGAAGUUGGAGUGUGGUGCAGAAGAAUCUCUAAACUAAAAAGAGUGUAAAGUACCCAAGAUUGGAGAGAAAAUGACUUCAGCAGCUGGGGAGGGAAAUGUGCCUAAAAAAGUGCCUUCAGUUGGAGAGGGACCAACACACAUAAAACGUGCGUCAACAGAAAAAUUGAGAGAAGUCUUCCUUAGAUAUGCAUCUCACAAAAAGGAUGGAAAAUCCUAUAUGACCGGUGAUGAUUUCGUUCGUGGAUUUUUGGGUCUAUUUCCGGAGACAGCAUUCAAUGAGGAUUCGGUGAAACUUUUGGCGGGCAUUGCAGACACAAGCAAAGAUGGACUCAUCUCAUUUGCGGAAUUUCAAGCCUUUGAGGGUCUCCUCUGUACACCAGAUGCUUUAUAUAAAACAGCCUUUCAGUUGUUCGAUACACAAGGCAAUGGCACAGUUGCAUAUGCUGAUUUCGUAAAUGUUAUACAGAAAACUACGCUUUAUGCAAAACUUCCCCUGAAGCUUGAUGGUUCAUUUAUGGAGCGUUACUUUGGCAAAACGAAACAAAGGGCUAUAAACUAUGCAGAAUUCAGUCAGUUUCUUCAUGAUUUCCAUGAAGAGUACGCCAUGGAGGCAUUUCAUAGCAAAGAUCCAAGUGGAUCAGGAUAUAUUUCCACAUUGGACUUUAAAGAUAUUAUGGUGAAGGUGAAGAAGCACCUUCUGACGCCCGAAGUGAAAGACAACAUUGUUGCUAUUACAGAAGGCAAGAAAGUGAGUUAUCCAUAUUUUAUGGCAUUCAACUCACUGCUGAAUAAUAUGGAGUUGAUCAAACGAAUCUACCUCAAUGCAACAAACGGCAAUCGACUACAGCCCAUAACAAAAGAUGAACUCCUACAUUCUGCACAAAUGAUGAGCCAAAUAACUCCACUUGAGAUCGAUAUACUCUUCCAAAUGGCCGGCGUUAUACAUCAAACCGGACGAAUAGUGUACAGCGAUUUAAGCAAUAUUGCACCAGAGCAUUAUGCUAAACAUAUGACACAUCGUUUGGCUGAAAUAAAAGCCGUAUCGAGUCCUGAUGAUCGUGGUUUUCUUAUUCAAAUACUCGAAAGUGCUUAUCGGUUUACACUGGGAUCAAUUGCUGGAGCUGCUGGUGCCACAGCGGUCUAUCCAAUUGAUUUGGUGAAGACACGAAUGCAGAAUCAACGAACGGGUUCAUUUAUUGGGGAAGUGGCAUAUCGAAAUUCCUGGGAUUGCUUCAAGAAGGUUGUCCGGCAUGAGGGUGUUUUGGGUUUGUAUCGUGGCCUGGUGCCACAAUUGGUUGGUGUUGCACCCGAAAAGGCCAUCAAACUCACUGUUAAUGACCUUGUCAGAGAUAAAAUUGGGGACAAGGGAGUUGUCCCGUUGUAUGGAGAGAUACUGGCUGGAGCCUGUGCUGGCGGAAGUCAAGUUAUCUUCACCAAUCCUCUGGAAAUCGUGAAAAUUCGUCUUCAAGUGGCCGGUGAGAUUGCUAGUGGAGCUAAAGUUCGUGCCUGGAGCGUGGUGAAGGAUUUGGGGCUGUUUGGACUGUACAAAGGGGCUCGAGCGUGUUUCCUGCGCGAUGUACCCUUCUCUGCCAUCUACUUCCCCAUGUAUGCUCACACUAAGUCCCUGUUUGCAGAUGAAGAUGGAUAUAACAGCCCUAUCUCAUUGCUCGUUGCUGGUGCCAUUGCUGGUAUUCCGGCAGCAUCGCUCGUGACACCGGCUGAUGUCAUUAAGACACGACUGCAGGUUGUUGCCCGAACGGGUCAGACAACGUACACGGGCGUCCUGGAUGCUACACGGAAGAUAAUGCGGGAGGAAGGGCCUCGGGCAUUUUGGAAGGGUACAGCAGCUCGUGUAUGUCGAUCAUCGCCACAAUUUGGUGUGACGCUGGUGACUUAUGAACUGCUGCAGCGUCUGUUUGUUGUGGACUUUGGUGGAAAUAGGCCAACGGGUUCGGAUGUGAAAAAGGUGAAAACUGUGGAACCGACUGUGUUCAAACAGAAUCCCGAUCACAUUGGUGGCUAUCAGGCUGCUGUGCCAAUUGUCAAUGGGAUUGAAACGAAGUUUGGACUAUCCCUGCCACGAUUUGCCUCUAGCAUCCAAUCGCCCCCGAAGACGUGAUGAAGGUAAAAAAAAAAGAAACACAAAAUGCGCUUUGGAGUCUCUUGGUUGAGGUACAGGUUUAUAUUUUUUUGAAAACAAAACAACAACAAAAAUUACUGUUUUUAAAUAAAAGUGUCUUCAGUGUGUCUUAAGCACCGAACAAAAGAAAUCGUAAGGAAAAAAAAGAGUUCCACAAUUAAAUUGGGGAUGAAAAUGUUAAAGAAUUUUUUUUCUUAUGUUUUAAAAAAAAAUUGCUGCAAAGUGGCAAAAACAGAGAGCAAAUAUUUUUUCUACAAAAAUCUUGUUGCGAAUGUUGAGAGAAAGAUGAAAAUUAAUGCAUUUAGGAUUGAAAACAUAAUUUUCUUUCUAUCUUCCGUAAAAAUUUUUUCAAUGUUAUUCUUGGAGCUCAAUCGACACGCUUUGUUUAUUAACAAUUCCUCCAUACACAUUAUUAAAUAUGGAAUUUGUGAUCACAACUUUGAGCAAUGUAGCGAUGAGAAAAAAAAAGUGUAAAAAGAAA
This is a messenger RNA of Phlebotomus papatasi, 2818 nucleotides long. It is a transcript of the gene aralar1, whose product is annotated as calcium-binding mitochondrial carrier protein Aralar1. Gene Ontology annotation, molecular function: calcium ion binding; L-glutamate transmembrane transporter activity; L-aspartate transmembrane transporter activity. The transcript has 7 exons. The record is from RefSeq and is a predicted model, not a curated record. Gene Ontology annotation, biological process: malate-aspartate shuttle; L-glutamate transmembrane transport; aspartate transmembrane transport. NCBI's taxonomy places the organism in Eukaryota, Metazoa, Arthropoda, Insecta, Diptera, Psychodidae. Bases 268 to 2316 code for a protein of 682 amino acids.